Messenger RNA from Marchantia polymorpha subsp. ruderalis, 3698 nucleotides. The record is from the annotation of a GenBank genome assembly. Lineage: Eukaryota; Viridiplantae; Streptophyta; Marchantiopsida; Marchantiales; Marchantiaceae.
GAGUGAAGGCCGAGACCCACGAGAUGAGCUAUCAACAACUGCAAGUUUCUACGUGUUGUAGAAAACCCUGUAUGGAAAAUUCCUCGACGCAGACGAUUAUUAAAUCAUAUGAUCAUUAUUGAGUGCGAGAUAAAUGAGAUUUCGAUGACAGGAGGAGAGCUAGAAGACUGCCCAUGACAUUUCUCUUCCGCUGACCAGUGACAAAAGACAGAGUUGAUCGAGCGAGCGAGCACGUGUGAAAAGAUCAACAUUUGAAGCCGAUCGAUCGGAUCUGGCCCAUCUUGACAGCUGAGGAAUGGAAGGCGUGUUAAUGGUUAGCCUAGAUUUGUCAGUUUUGGGGCAAGCAUGUACCAGCAGCAGCUGACUUCUUGUCGAAACUCUGGAGCAGCUCAAGAAACAGACCUGAGACACUCACACACAGUGACAAUGUUCGGGGAAAGCCGGUUCACUCGACCUUCCUGAUGUGGUACUCAAUUUCAGCAUGAUUAAGCAUCACGGUCCAAAAGGAAGGAUACCAUGCCGUGCCAUGGCAUUCCUCCGUCCGAGCCACGAAACUGUAGCUAUGAGAUCGCACGUACGAAAUCCCCUGUAAAGCAGUCAUAGUCACACCUACUCCACCAGGAAAAAGGAAAUCUCUCCUCUUGUCUGGAGGUACGUACAGAUCAGAGUACUUCGGUCUGAGAUCGACGUUUGUAUGUACCUUGCCAGUAGUAACAGAUGAGAAAUCGCCCGGAUUUGCCCCUCGAUCAGUAAUCUAAACGUCACCAUCCGUGAAACCCCAUAGGAGGAGCAAAGGCCCCCUGACAAUUAAGUCUUCACCCAUGGCGGAUGUAGUACCUUCCUACAAAGCGCACUUCUGACUAUCGGAUGCCCGACAUGUGCAUGAUAACGACGAGCUCGGAACGGUUGCCUUGUACCACCUCGUGCUCGUGGUCUGUCAAAGGACCGUGAUCGCGUAAAAGCCGUCCGUGAACAUUUGCGACGUGCAUGUGCUGCCUCCGCAUGCCGGCACAGAGCUUCCAGGGAGGAAGACGGAGUGGCGGUCCUUUUUUGGGAGAUAAAAAAGAAGAGAUUAAUGUUUUUCUCAGUCGAUCUUGAAGUCCAUUCUGCAUGGCGCAACUCACAGGACAGAGUUUCGCGAGACGCAGCUGAGCGGAUGUGCCUCUUCUCUCGCGGUUGGUCCUCUGCACGAUUCACUCGUUCGUGCGGAUGUGCGUGACAGAAUUAAUUUUGAUCGUCGCAUGGUGUUGAGAUGCGAGGGCCAGACGCUGAGAAGACCAUGCACGGAGGAAAUGUGAAGCUUGUGAUGUACUUCAGAUGGAAGAGGAAUUGUCCAAAAGCAGAGCAGCAGCAGGAAGGGGAACGGAUAGUAGAUGAAGCUCUUCAGCACCUCGUCAGGAAGCUCUUCAACUUCUUCUCGUCACCUUCGUCCCAAAGACUGUGAAUCGUGUUUGCGACAAGCCCUACGAAGCCUGAAAUAUCUUGCGGCACCAAGCUCCACAUUUCGAUGAUAAUUUGAUCCCGAGCCUCAUCUCAGCAAUGGACGCCAAUGUGUAAACACGCAGGGCCGAGUGUCAGUGAAGUUGUGGCCGCCCGUUCCCCAUUUCCCACUGGGAAACGCAAGAUUGCAAGAACCAGCAAGCUGCAUAGCUCCGUGGAGGCCAGGCCAUCUGCUCCGGCCUUGCUAAAGUUCAACGCCCUUCGGAGCGAGCUCUCCGAUGCUCGAAAGCAUCGCUGUUCUCUGGUGACGCUUCCACGUGAAAGAGAGAGUGUCUUACUCUCUUGAGCAUGAAUAGGUACAGCAGACUGUCUCGAGAUGCAGGCAGUGUCCGAAAAAUCUUAGACUUUUGACGCAGGCUGCAUGGUCACUUGAGAUGCGUGACAUUCCAUAUUGGGUUGAGUCAGGAAACCGAGAACACAGCCGAAGGCCAAGGUACUCAGCUGCGAAGACCUUCACGCGCCAGAAUUUACCCUGCAAUUUCACAAUAAGUGAGAAUGGCUGCUCGAGUUAGGACUCUGGCUUGUCAUGUUGCAGUGAUGAUACUGGUUGCAGCAGCUGACUGCGCUUAUGGUGAGGACAAUGUGUUUCUUGUCAACGCCAAGAAGGUCUAUCUACGCAAUUGCGGUGAUUCCGACAGCUUCUGCUCGCCCAGUACUGAUUGUGAGACGGAUUGCUGUUGUGAUAUCAUAGCCCCCAUCCCCAUAAACACAGAAGUAGAAGUGCAGUGCAGAGCAAAGGGUCAAAAAGUGUCCAGGGAUCCAUGGUGGCUCUAUGUGUACGUGCCAUCGAUAGACGAGUUCGGAUGGGUGGCAGAUUUCUUCGUUGAAUGUGGUCCAAGAAUCUGUCCCGCCUUGAGGUGUUAAGCCCAGAUUCUCGUUAGAUGAAGGAAAUGUGAGCAUGUCAUUCUGCUCGUUUGUACAUUUUGUGUAUUUCUUCUUUGAGAAAUGGACGGACAGGGAAUGAGAAGGACGUUGAACACAAAUAACAUGUUGCAACAGAGUUGAAGCAGAAUUGAAUCUGGCUCCCCAAUUUGUGAAGGCAUUUUACAGCUUGCGGUGGCAGCACUCCAAGGCUGAAAGUGUUCUUAACUUCUUGCAAAGUUGUCGAGAUGCGUAUGGCACAGACAUCCGGAAUUAACUGGCAGUUCAAUGAAGGAAGUGAAAGGCUGAACGAAGAAGAGUCGCCCGACAUCUUCUCGUCGCUCUGAAGCGACUCGCUUCAGAGAGAUAUGAAAAUUCUUAUGGGGGAAAUAGAUGUCUGUCAUCCUGCGAGAGAACAGGAAUUUACAGUCAGCUCAGCCAUUCCUCUGGAGAGAGUGUCGUUAUGGAAUCCACUACUCUGCUUAAAAAAAAUCCCACUACUCUGCUUCUCCUGAAACUGUUCAGCUGGCUCAAGAACCCUUCCAGAUGCUUCCGACAUCCUCGAGAUGAACCGUGAUGAGGCUUACGAUGCAAGGAAGAAAUCCACACUCUCCAGAGAAGCCGUACUCAUGCACCGGAUCUGAGACUGCCAAUUGUUGCAAGCCCUGCAUUUCCCCUUCUUGUGCGGCCAGGUGAGUGUCUCAAAGGAAGAGAAAAUGCAUGCGCCAGAUAAUUCUGGCACAUGCAUUCAUGAAGGACUGGACGUCGGAAAUAAACAAGGAAAGACUGAACGCGUAUGCAAUCUCGUGGACGAACUCAAAUUCAUAAUAGAAAUCAGAUGAGAGCGAGGAUGUAGUACAGAGGAGAAGACAGUGUCAGAGCGAAAGACUUGCCUAAAUCUCUCUGCACAUAUCUGUUGAUUUCUUUCAGUUGUAUAGACUCGUGAUCAGUAUUUGAUCCAGGUCAAAUUUGCACGCCCAUCCACGAGGCUGCAUACAACUUAGAUUGCAUCAAUUUAGAAUCUGGAGUCCAUACCCCACAAAUGACACAUGUGACUAUCUUGAAUCUUCAAAUCAUGUAGGAUGACUUUCGAUUAAGUCCUUCUACUUCCUAUGAGUCAUUUUGUGAUACUUCAAUAGUUAGCUCUUUUCUAGCUUGUAGAAUUCGAGUCCGGGUUGCUUGGAAACGAUUUUCAUUCCAGCGAAGUGCAUAGUUUUGCACCGAAUCUAUUGCAGUUCUAUAUCACAUAGAUUAACCAUCCGAUGAGCUCUAAAGUUUGUGAGUAUUACGUUGGAAGUGUUCGCACACGAUUAGAAAAACUUAGAAAUGUGAGAACU